Molecule: messenger RNA, 1700 nt
Organism: Miniopterus natalensis
Lineage: Eukaryota; Metazoa; Chordata; Mammalia; Chiroptera; Miniopteridae
Gene: HEPACAM2
Product: HEPACAM family member 2
Biological process (GO): centrosome cycle
Cellular component (GO): spindle; Golgi apparatus; centrosome
Source: RefSeq, a predicted model, not a curated record
GUAACUGGUUCUAGGAUGGUCAGUGCCUAGAAACCGCUCUUCUUUGAAAGGAAUUAUCGCCUGAUCAGGUUCUCGCUGCACUGUCUCUUUAGAUUAUGAAAUGUGGCUCAGAGUCUUUACUGCUUUUCUUUCCUUUAUAACAGGUGCUUGCUCGGGGCUGAAGGUGGUGGUGCCAUCACACACCGUCCAUGGCAUCAGGGGUCAGGCCCUCUACCUCCCUGUACACUACGGAUUCCACACUCCAGCAUCAGGCAUCCAGAUCAUAUGGCUGUUUGAGAGACACCACACGAUGCCCAAAUACCUGCUGGGCUCUGUAAACAAGUCUGUGGUUCCCGACUUGGAAUACCAACACAAGUUCACCAUGAGGCCGCCCAACGCAUCCCUGCUCAUCAACCCACUGCAGUUCACUGACGAAGGCAACUACAUCGUGAAGGUCAACAUUCAGGGAAAUGGAACUCUCUCAGCGAGUCAGAAGAUCCAAGUCACUGUUGAUGACCCUGUCACAAAACCAGUGGUGCAGAUCCAGCCUUCCUCUGGGGCUGUGGAGUAUGUGGGGAACAUGACCCUGACAUGCCUUGUGGAAGAAGGCACCCGGCUGGCUUACCAGUGGUUAAAAAAUGGAAAACCUGUCCAUACCAGCUCCACCAACUCCUUUUCUCCCCAAAACAACGUUCUUCAUAUUGCUCCAGUGACCAAAGAAGACAUUGGGAAUUACAGCUGCCUGGUGAAGAACCCUGUCAGUGAGAUGGAAAGUAACACCAUUAUGCCCACCAUAUAUUAUGGACCUUACGGACUUCGAGUUAAUUCUGAUAAAGGACUAAAAGUAGGGGAAGUAUUCACUGUUGAAAUUGGAGAAGCCAUCCUGUUUGAUUGCUCUGCUGAUUCGUAUCCUCCCAACACCUACUCCUGGAUCCAGAGGACUGACAAUGCAACAUAUGUCAUUAAACAUGGGCCUCACUUGGAAGUUGCAUCUGAGAAAGUAGACCAGAAGACAACUGACUAUGUGUGCUGUGCUUACAACAACGUAACUGGAAGGCAAGAUGAAACUCGUUUCACAGUCAUUAUCACUUCUGUAGGACUGGAGAAGCUUGCACAAAAAGGGAAGUCACUGUCCCCUUUAGCAAGUAUAACUGGAAUAUCACUCUUUUUGAUUAUAUCCAUGUGUCUUCUUCUCCUAUGGAAAAAAUACCAACCCUACAAAGUAAUAAGACAGAAGCUAGACAGCAGGCCAGAAACAGAAUACAGAAAAGCACGAACAUUUUCAGGCCAUGAAGAUGCUCUGGAUGACUUCGGAAUAUAUGAAUUUGUUGCUUUUCCAGAUGCUUCUGGCGUUCCCAGGAUGCCCAGUAGGUCUGUUCCAGCCUCUGAUGGUGUAUCAGGGCAAGACUUGCACAAUACAAUUUAUGAAGUUAUUCAGCACAUCCCUGCCCAACAGCAAGACCACCUAGAGUGAGCACUGGUGGGCAAGCAGUACACUGGAGUGAAACAAUGAAGGAACAUUUUGAGGAAAAACAGUGGGAAUGUAUAUUCAUCCGGAAUCAGUGAAGAAAUCAAGCCCAAUACAGCUUGAUCCCUUUAAACGCAGGCUAGAGACAUUUAUAAAAAUUGGACUGCUGGUUUCCCAGCACACACAGAAUGCAUUCUGCUAUAGAGGAGCAUGGCUGGGCAAUGUCCUUGGUGGACAGUUUUAUCAUGCUGAC